Molecule: messenger RNA, 4201 nt
Organism: Chiloscyllium plagiosum (whitespotted bambooshark)
Lineage: Eukaryota; Metazoa; Chordata; Chondrichthyes; Orectolobiformes; Hemiscylliidae
Source: RefSeq, a predicted model, not a curated record
CAACUACGAGCUCGACGGUCCGGAUGCCCUGGUCGCCCCGGUAACGGCAGCUUCCGGGUCAUGCGGAAGUGACGGUGGAGUAAGAUGCGUCGGAGAACGGUCAUAUUGUCCCCUUCCUUUCCCAGGAGGUGCCGAUAGGGAAAGAUUGAUCUUUCGCAGACGGACACUAACACGCAAACACACACCCCUGAGGGAAACCCUCCGCUCGGAGACUAAUAGACAAAAAGAAAAGGCCGGCGGCGGGAAGGUUAAAGAGCUCGGUCCUGGAAGGCCCCUCUCAAGUUGCACUUCUGUUUCAGAUUUGCAUCACUCACAGGGUGGCAGCCAGUGCAUCUCUGGGAUUCCCAUUGCGAAAACUGACUUGAGUGCAAAAUGCCCUGAGGAGACUGGUCACUGAGUUGCGCCUGCCAGGUAAACACUGCACCCAAACCUGUCGUUGCCCAGCUGGCGAGCUCUCUGAUUAUUUCAUUGGCGUUUGCUCCUUUCACAGUUAGAACUGGCGACGGUCGGGAGAUGUCCAACCUAAACUGGAAACCUUUUGUCUAUGGGGGCCUGGCUUCUGUCACUGCUGAGUUUGGGACAUUUCCAAUUGACCUGACAAAAACUCGGCUGCAGGUUCAGGGUCAGCUUAUUGACUCUCGUUACAAGGAGAUUAAGUACAGAGGAAUGUUGCAUGCCUUACUCAAGAUAUGUAAGGAGGAAGGAUUGAGGGCUCUUUAUUCCGGCAUCAGUCCAGCUCUGCUGCGUCAGGCAUCCUAUGGCACCAUCAAGAUUGGAACUUAUCAAAGUUUGAAGCGCCUUUUUGUAAGCUGUCCACAAGAUGAAACGCUCCUUGUAAAUGUUCUGUGUGGGAUUCUUGCUGGUGUGGUUUCGUCGUCUAUUGCCAACCCUACAGAUGUAUUAAAGAUUCGGAUGCAGGCUCAAAGUGGUCUGUGUCAGGGGAGUAUGAUCGGGAAUUUUAUUAAUAUCUAUCAGCAAGAGGGCACCAGAGGAUUAUGGAGGGGAGUGAGCCUCACUGCUCAGCGAGCAGCCAUUGUGGUUGGCGUGGAGUUGCCAGUCUACGAUAUCACCAAAAAGCACAUCAUCCUGUCUGGCCUCAUGGGAGACACAGUCUACACACACUUUCUAUCAAGCUUUACCUGCGGCUUAGCUGGUGCCUUGGCCUCCAAUCCCGUUGAUGUAGUGCGGACUCGCAUGAUGAACCAGAAAGUGCUUUCAGGGACUCACGUCAUUUACAAGGGGACCCUGGAUGGUCUUCUACAAACAUGGAGGACUGAAGGUUUCUUGGCUCUGUACAAAGGAUUCUGGCCCAAUUGGUUACGUCUGGGGCCUUGGAAUAUCAUUUUCUUCAUUACAUAUGAACAGCUCAGAAAGAUCCCUGUAUGAUGUCUUGUUAGUCUCUGCAGGACUGUUCUUCAUGCUUGCACUGCUGCCUGGCAUUUGUUUGUUGACAGGAGGGAAGCCUUCAUUCACCCCGUUGCCUUUUCUUCCACCCUUGUAGGGUGCUGCAUGAAUGUUACUGCACUUGAAUUCAGAUGCCUCGCGUACAGAGACCAAUGACUUUAAUUUUCUGGUAACAAUUGAGAAGAUUCAAUGAGUUACAGUCCCAGUUGAUGAUGGUGAUACUGUCAAAUAGGAAACCUCUUCAUAGAAACAGGGUUGGGUGGGGGGGGGGGAACCCAACUGCCAAUGUCAGGCUGCACAUACAAUGCAUGUGAAUUUGUGAGGACAUGCAUGCUCAACACAUAACUGGGAAUCUGUCAGUGGAAAAGUGUGCAUGAAUAUGGGGGUUACUCAUAAAGAGGUCUUUUGCACUUGAAGCCAAACUUGUCUUUAAGCUGCCUGUACUUGAAUGUUCUGGACUUCAAAUGUUUGCCUGUGGCCCCUGAUCCACAUAUCAGCUUAUGUUCUCAUUAAUGAGUGUGCUCAUUAAGAUCCUAAAUCGGGAUUUAUCUACCAGUGAUACAAAAACAGUGAUUCCGGCAGCUCAGAACACAUUGGUUGUCAACUGAGCAGAGUGAUGCAGACUCAAAGAUGAUUUAUUGGAUCUUGGGCCCCUCGUCUUGCACAAUGCAGAAGUAGGGAUAUCUUGGGCGCAGACCUUUGAAUGCAUUACGCACAACAUAAAAAGUGAGAUUCUGUGGCUCAGGUUCUUCAGCAAAUGCGCACAAUGUCGAGGGUAGUUUUCAGAAUGUUGGGACCCUUGGCCACAUUUCACACAAUGUUGAAAUGCCAAAUCAAUUAGUAACUCAGAAACUGUAUUUAUGCCAGUUGUAACUAGAAAUUUUACAAAGUUGACUGGUUUGGAGGAAGAGCAUUUGAAGUACAUUGGAUAUUGUUAUGUCAGGACUGAGUUUCAGUUAGAUACAGUCACCAUACAACACUCAUCAGAAAGUUCUCAACUUUCAAAAACAAUGAUUCCUGAAGAAGAGUCAAUCAAAUUUGCAAUAGAUUUUCAGUCUGAUUUUCUUUUGCAUAUUCCUGAAGGUAUAAAUUUGCUUGCUGAGCUAGUUAAUUCUGCUUUUUAGCUGAAAGUGUGAUGUAUUAAUUUAACCACCUUGCUUUCUCACUCCGUUCAAAAUGCUGAUGAUUUUGACAGUGUCACUCCAGUUGGCAGGCACUUCUCACUCUCAUGCAGAGCAGCCUGGGACUAGGAAAUGAGCCUGCAGCAUGGUCUGCAAAUGCUUUCCUCCACAAAGAUCUUUAUUUUUACCCUCUCUACAUGCUUGAGGUGUUUUGCUGGUUAUGCACCAGUGCUUUGAGGGGCUGUCUCUAAAUCACAGGAGCUUAAAUUACAUAGUCUCCCUUUGUCUUGCAAUGUGAUCAUAGAGAGGAAUUAUGUACAGCUUCUGAUAGUCAACCUUUAGGACUGCCUGUUGGAGAAAAACAAAUACUUAUCAUUUGAUGACUGCCUCCAUAUCAGAUGUCAGCAUCCUUUCAGUAUUAAAUUUAAUUUGGAAAAAUCAUUUUAAAAAAGAGAUACUCAAGUUAAAGUAUUUUUAAGCUGUUAAUAACUAAAUCUGAGACAAUCUGCAAACAUUUGUGGUUACUGGUUUAUUUUUGGGCCAAUAUGACAUGCCAUUGGAAGCAGCAAAGCUGUCCUUAGGGAUGGAUUUUAUUAACACUGCAUGUUAGUGACAUUGUUCAUACCUGUCUAUGGGCACUGUGGCCUGUCUUGACCAUGUUCCCCAUUUAGGUUGGUGAUAGUACUAAAGUCUCGAGGGAGCUAGUGACUUCGAGAUCAGGUAUUACUGCGGUGCAGAUGUGUGUAAUGUGGUCCCUUGAUCCUAUUCAGAUUACACUCAACAUAGGGGUAGGGAAAUCCUCGUGAGAUAACCUAGUAUAUAUUGAAUUGUCAGAUUUAAUUUUGAAAUACAAAGCACGAAUGUUUCUCUACCUUAUGUGAGCCUGAAAGCUAGUGCUGACCAGUCAUUGGGUGCUGAACAGGUUGAGCUCUUGUCAAAUUUUUCAAAGUAACACAGAAUGUUGAACAAUCUCUGAUGAGAGAGUUGUCCCGUGUGGAUGCCUGUUUAAUUAAUCAGUUUUGGUAUGUAUAUACUUGGAGUUUGUCAAGGCUUUUUGGGGCUUGGGCUUGAACACAGAAUGGGAUUUGCAAACCUCUCCCUGUGUGAUUUGUAUUUAUGUAAUAAUAUAACAAUAAUGAAUGUUAUAAUUAUGUACAUUGGUGGAUCAACUUCAUUUAAUUUUGAACAUCCUAAAUAUCAUAUCAAUACAGAAUUGUUGGAUGCUAUUGCCCUGUUCUCAAAGUCUGACUUCUCACACAUCAGCGCCUUGCUGUCCUGCUUAUGUCUCUGCCUCUUGUUAUUAAAUAAUGAAUCCAGGGCUUUCUCAUGCAGCUGGUACAUAAUGUUCCUUCACAACCAACACUGACAGAGCAACUGAUUGUUACAUCAACAUCUUAAUUAUUUUCUUACAUCUCAGUUUUAAUUUGAGAGCUAUGCUUUAUGAUAUAUUUGUAGUUCUUCCAAAGUCUUUGCGUGGAAAAAAAUGGUUAAGUGAUCUUCAAAUAUGGCUAAGUUAAAAAUCACACAACACCAGGUUAUAGUACAACAGGUUUAUUUGGAAGCUCUAGCUUUUGGCACACUGCUCCUUCCACAGGUGGUUCUGGAGUAUAAGAUCAUAAGACACAGAAUUUAUAGCAAAAGUUUACAGUGUGAUGUAACUGAAAUUGUGUUGAAAA